Zasmidium cellare ATCC 36951 is the source of this 1437-nucleotide messenger RNA. RefSeq lists its product as uncharacterized. The record is from RefSeq and is a predicted model, not a curated record. The coding region runs from base 1 to 1437 and encodes 478 amino acids. The transcript is spliced from 4 exons. Lineage: Eukaryota; Fungi; Ascomycota; Dothideomycetes; Mycosphaerellales; Mycosphaerellaceae.
AUGGCUGAACUCGCACCGUUGACUUCUGCGCACGCGCAUGCACGGAAGGCGGCAGUUGAGACUGAUCAGAUGCGGAUGAGUGAAGCUGCAGAAGAACAUCAGAACGCAGCCUUGAACUUCGCCAAAGCAUCGAGGGGCUCAAACGAUCACGAGGCACUUCGAAUACUGAGACUCCUCGAAGAGCAACACCUCAAACUUGCCAAUAUCAUCAGGACACAAGACUCUCCAAGUGAGCCGGAGUCUCAGACCGAGGACACGAAAUCACAGGAUCCAGCAGUGUCAAGACACGACUUCGCACAACCUCAGAAAGCCCCCUCACAAUCUUCACGAUCGAAGUCUACCACAGGCGCACUCGCCGCAGCCCGUUUUGGUAGCCAGACGAGAGACUCUUCGCCGUCUUUGGCCAGAGACAUUGCAUCUCGACGAGGAAUUCCACAAGCAGGCAGGAACCCACCCUCUGCGGCAGCUCAAGCGAGAGCGAGGCAGUUGUCGCCGGAAUCGCAUCGUCGCAGCAAGCCUGGUCCUCCGCCACCCAAGAUACCACCAUCAAUCGUAGACAGUCAGAACUUGUCCACAGCAAAGAAAGCCAAGAAGCAGGAAGACGAUGCCGCUUUUGCGAGUUUCUACAGCAACCUCACGACUGGGACGAUGUCAAAGCUGUCCUCGGUCCUGGCAUAUGCUGGACUGCCUCUUACCGCUGAAGAUGCCCAGGCGGAACAGAACAAACAGAAGCUCACCAAGAAGACUGUUAGCGCCAGCAACGAUCCGGACGUGAAGAAGAUAUUCUCCAAAGCCGCCCUGGACGCCAUCGAGGAUGACCAUCGCCAACGAGGAAUGCAGGGCCACGCAUUCGGACCAGCCGAGAGCUUUUAUGUGGUACAGACAGGUGGAGGGACAUACUCGUAUGCGGAUAUUGCAAAAGCACAGCAACAGCAACUUGGAGGCAUCGAUGAAGAUGACGAGGAGGCUUUCGUAGAUGCACGAGAAGCCCAAGCCCCGCCUUCACCUCGCCAUAGUCGACAUUCAUCGCAAGGAGGCAGGAACUCGUUUGGGAAGAACGCUACUCACGAGGAGCUGGAGUUACAAAACGCCACUCUGAAGGCGACCUUGGAGAAGCUUGCCACCCGCCUGGCGGAUUUCGAAUCACAUGCGCAGGACGCAUCCAUGGCUGCUCUUACUCAAAGCAUGGCAAGUAUCGGUACUCAAGGAGGACAGCAGGGAGGAGGCUCCGAUCCUGCGCUGGCUGAGCGAUUGAGACAGCUCGAGCAGCAGUUGGAGCAGCAGACUGAGGAGCGGACUAGACUGCAGAAUCUGGCAGCGAAGCAAGAGAAGACGCUGAAGCAGUACAAGAGUAAAUGGGAUGAUAUCAAGAAGAGUGCGAGAGAGAAGGAGAGAGCGAAGAAGGAAAAGGUAUUGCCGAAUGCGUAUGAGAACUGA